AUGUUAAUAAUUCUCUUUGGUCGGAUCUGUCAAUCCGAAAUCAUGGCUCCUCGGUUUGAGUUAGCUGUCGGUCUCCGAAAAGGACACAAAACAACUAAAAUAUCCGCUGGUAGAAAGGGUCUUACAGACAAAACUAUCAGAACUAGACCCGCCAGACUAAAGGGUCUUCAAACCAAACACUCCAAGUUUGUGCGUGAUCUGGUACGUGAAGUCGUUGGACAUGCACAGUAUGAGAAGAGGGCUAUGGAAUUGCUUAAGGUGUCAAAAGACAAGCGUGCACUGAAGUUCCUGAAGCGUCGCCUUGGCACACACAUCCGUGCUAAGAGGAAGCGUGAAGAGCUCAGCAACGUGUUGGUACAGAUGAGGAAGGCUGCCGCUCAGGCCCACCACCACCCACACUAA
This is a messenger RNA of Arctia plantaginis, 402 nucleotides long. The record is from the annotation of a GenBank genome assembly. NCBI's taxonomy places the organism in Eukaryota, Metazoa, Arthropoda, Insecta, Lepidoptera, Erebidae.